Marasmius oreades (fairy-ring Marasmius) is the source of this 892-nucleotide messenger RNA. RefSeq lists its product as uncharacterized. Lineage: Eukaryota; Fungi; Basidiomycota; Agaricomycetes; Agaricales; Marasmiaceae. The transcript is spliced from 3 exons. Bases 62 to 640 code for a protein of 192 amino acids. The record is from RefSeq and is a predicted model, not a curated record.
UCUGGCUUUCCCUCAUCCUCUAAUAAACUAGUAUGCGUGUGCGCCAAUUUCUCUCCCCACAAUGACUACUUCUCUUUCACACAAACUCCAAAACAUGAACCUGAAAGAGACGAAGGAAGAGCUAGGUCCACCUGAAGGUCACCUCACUCUCCGUUACAUGAUGAAACACGAGCCUUUCGAAACCCUUCCCUUCGAAUACUUCCCCUGGAAGGAAGUUGAUCACUAUCCACCGAUUUUCGACUAUGGCGUCGCCCUUACUACAGAAGAAGUCCGUGAUUAUGCUCGUCGGGAAGUUUUUGUUGAGGGGGACAAACCUCCUGGUGAUUUCUGUGAUGUUCUCCAUGGUAUCCAAGGGAAGUUGAAUAACGAAUUCGGACUGAAGCCUGGAGGGAGGAUUGUUAUUGGCGUUCCCUACACAAAGAUGGACAACGUGGUUUUAUUCAAGUUCAUCGACAACUAUAUGUGUCUGUUGUCAGACGAAAAGGUGGACCUGGUUGCUGAUGGGCUGGAGAAAGCAUUUGGGAAGGCGCCGCAGUGGUUUUUGAGUCAUAAUAAUGAGCGCUUCAAAAAGAAUUAUAAUGUUCCGGACUGGAAAAUUGAUAGAUGGGAGGCACAAUUAAAGAAAGAAGGAAAAUUCUGAUCCACCAUAUAUCUAAUUACCCGCUCUAUUCCUUUUCGAUCCGCUUUGAACCGAUCAAGUACUGCUCCGCCACCGUCGCACAAACACGAUAGAGCAACGGGUCACUGUGAUGUCCAACACUGAGUGGUAUGAAUUUGCACUCCACUACUUCCUCUUAACCUUUCUAUACACAUUCUUGAAUAAGACGCGCCAUUGCUUCCCCAGCCUUAUCUUGACAAAUGAAGUAUAUACAAACAUGAUGAUGGUGCUCAC